This is a messenger RNA of Mytilus trossulus (common blue mussel), 1506 nucleotides long. Its product is annotated as prisilkin-39-like. The coding region runs from base 57 to 1289 and encodes 410 amino acids. The transcript is spliced from 3 exons. The record is from RefSeq and is a predicted model, not a curated record. Gene Ontology annotation, molecular function: serine-type endopeptidase inhibitor activity. NCBI's taxonomy places the organism in Eukaryota, Metazoa, Mollusca, Bivalvia, Mytilida, Mytilidae.
GAGUAUAUAGAUAACUAUCGUACAACUCGGCUGACCACAAUACCUACAGGUCUAACAUGAAGUUUGUAGCAAUCCUAUUGAUAUUGGUCAUCUCCUUGGCUGAAGGUGGUAGCACCAGUUACCGAUGUAAUCCAAAGUGUGGUUUGCAGAAAGACAAAGGGACGUGUUGUAGACAAAGAUAUUGUUAUCCGAAAACUCAAUAUUUCUAUGACCAUGGAAAAGGGAGAUGUCGCCGAUUUAAAUACAAGGGGUGUAAUGGUAACAAAAACCAAUUUGCUAGCAGAUGGACAUGUAUGAAAGCAUGUCGAGGAUGUGAUUUCAAAUAUGGCUACGGCUAUGGUUAUCAAAAAGGAAAAGGUGAAGUUCAUGGAUAUGGACAUACAAAGGGAAAGAGCUAUGGAUAUCAAAAGGGAAAAGGCGAAGGAUAUGGCUAUGGAUAUCAAAAUGGAAAAGACGGAGGUCAUGGUUAUGGUUAUGGAUAUCAAAAAGGAAAAGACGGGGGAAUUGGUUAUGGGUAUAACAAAGAAAAAGGAAAGGGAUAUAGCUAUGGAUAUCAAAAGGGAACAGGUGAAGGUCAUGGCUACGGCUAUGGAGGUCAUGGUUAUGGCUAUAGCAAAGAAAAAGUAGAGGGACACGGUUAUGGCUAUGGAUAUCAAAAAGGUAAAGGUGAAGUUCAUAGCUAUGGCUAUGAAAAAUUAAACAGCAAUAAACAUGGUUAUGGUUAUUUAUAUCCCAAAGGGAAAGGGGAAAGUCAUGGUUAUGGCUAUGGAUAUCAAAAAGGAAAAAUCGAAGGAUCUGGCCAUGGAUAUCAAAAGGAAAAAGGUCAAAGUCAUGGUUAUAACUAUGGUUAUCUAUAUCAAAAGGGAAAUGGCAAAGGAAAAGGACAUGUGUAUGUCAAAGGAAAAGGACAUAUGUAUGUUAAAGGAAAAGGACACGGCAUGGGAAAAGGACAUAUGUAUGUUAAAGGAAAAGGACACGGCAUGGGAAAAGGACAUAUGUAUGUUAAAGGAAAAGGACACGGCAUGGGAAAAGGACAUAUGUAUGUUAAAGGAAAAGGACACGGCAUGGGAAAAGGACAUAUGUACGUCAAAGGAAAGAGACAUGGCUUUUACAAAGGAAAAGGACACACAUUGAGCAAAGGAAAUGGGCAUUUUUAUCGCAAAGGAAAACGUCCUUUUAAUCGCAAAGGAAACAAUCAUUUCUAUCGCAAACGAAAAGGUCAUUUCAAUCGCAGACGACAAGGACGUUUUUAUCGUAAAGGAAAUGGACGUUUUGGUCGACGUGGCUAAGACCUGACACUUUUAAAAGAAAAAUACAUCAAUAUAGCUAAAAACCAUAAAAAUUAUACAUAUGAGUAUUGAAAAGAAAAUGAUAAAUAUAACAAGACCCUCGAAGUAUAUUGGAAUUAUUUGGAAAUUAUUGCAAUAUAGUAACCACUAUAUCUAAUUCAGCUGGUCCAAUAAACCAGUUGAGCUUUUGAUAUCACAACCUACUUUUGAAGGGCUU